This is a messenger RNA of Xyrichtys novacula (pearly razorfish), 6696 nucleotides long. Lineage: Eukaryota; Metazoa; Chordata; Actinopteri; Labriformes; Labridae. The record is from the annotation of a GenBank genome assembly.
CUUUGGGGUUUGUAAUGAGAAGCAUCUUUGUAAUUUAUGCUCUGUGGUCUAAUUUGAUCUAAUCAGUGGUCUAAUUUGUGUAUUUGGAGUCUGUGACUGUAUGAUAGUUUGUGUGGAUAGCACAGGUGUGGUCUGAAUUCGUCCUCAUGUUCUUGCAGUGUCUUUCCACUGGAGGGCGAUGUUGUCCACAAAAUGUGGGCCUAUACCUCUAAAAGAGCAGAUCUGACCCUAACAACAGGAAGGUAUCACUUCUUCCUACUCCUAUUUUUCCCAACCAGAGAUAUAAUAACAGGGAAAGUCUGUUUAUUUCAAUUAGUUUUUUUACAUUUUAUAUUGUAAUCCAUUGCAAACAAUCUUAAAAACAACAAACAAGUUUAAGGAUGAUAGAAAGCAAUCAGCUCUACAACAAUGACAUUAAUGUUGGCUUGUUGUCCCAGGUUCCACCAGCAUAAAUUAUGUGCAUAAAAGGGAUAAAGACCCAUAAUGCAAAGAGUUAGAGCCAUACUGUGGUUUGGGGGGAAAAAAAUUGAUCUGUGAUAAUAAAAGUGACACCACACCAAGGAGCAUGUCCUCUGGCCUGGUUUUGAGUAGGCUACACCACGAGAGCCAAAAAGAAAUGAUCCAGUAGAAAGGCUUUUUAGGACCAGGAGCUGAGAUACACAGAUAACAGAUAAUUGAAUAGAUUUAAAUUAUUACUUCAAGUCAAGCCAAAUAAGCAUGAAAUAUUACAUGGACAGAAACAAAAUCAGCAUGAAGAUAAAAUGUAAUGUUUGCCUACAGGAUCCACCAGGAGUAAUAAAAUAAAGCAUUUUUUCACAGGUACUUUCAAGAUACAGUGCACAGAAAUGAGAAGUGAAACUGUUCCUCCCAUUGGACUUCCCAUCUGUCUAAGCUUUUUCAUUAAAUAAAGACUAUCAGUCAAUCAUUUUUUUUAUAUUCAGAGAAUGUGAUACUCAACUAAACACAAUUAUCAAUACUGUAUUUAAUCUCUACCAAGUCUGUCCUGCUAAAUAAGAUAAGAAGAACUUUAUUGAUCCCAAAGGGGAAUUCCAUAAAUGCCACUUAAGACUGAGCACUGCACCUUUAAUACUAGUGUAAAGAUUUUGUUACAGUACAGGAUGACAUUCAGCUAAGUAAAUAUGCUUCUAAAGUCCUGUGCAUGUGUAAUAAUUAUAUUUAAUUGUGUGUCCCUGCUUUGUUUUCAUAAAUACCUGGUGCAAAAGUGUUUGUUUUUUUCACCGUGCUGUUAAAUCACGUACUCUGACACCUACCCUCACAUUACUAGUUUCAAAAUAGAAAAUCUUUUUGCCAGUGGUCUGCUUUGAUUUUUUUAGCACAUUAAUAGGCAUCAAAGUUAAUUUCAGCCUGAUAAAUGACCAUUUAAAAAACCCCUCACAGGAGCUUUAAAUAACACAGUGAUGGUGGGUAACUUUGCCGCCCCACUUAAGUCGCCCACGUGACAUUCAGUAAAACAACAUACAAUUGUCACAAAACACCCUGUACGGAAGAGGUUAUCCUCAAUUAAAACCAAAGUUGUUCAAUUAUGAUGAGAAGAAAUCUUGUUUUAUUUUUUCCCUCCUCUUCACAGCUGUGCGGAAGUGACACAGCAGGCGCGCGCGUCGUCACGUCACGCGAGAAAGCAGAGAAGCCGAGCGAGAAAAAAAUAUCAACAACAAGAACAAGAGUAACCUGCAAAUAAAGCACCGUGACAGUGCGCAGACAUGUUCAACACGUCGUUAACAGUCCUAAAGGGUUGCAUGGACUCGUAAAGGUGAGCUCAAUCCGCCGGUCACGCGCGUUUACCGUUAAUUUAACAGUAGUCCUGGCAGGAGGGGGGACUCGUCCACGCAAACAUUGCCGCGUCAUUAAAAUUCACAAACAAAAUUUUGCACUGUCAAAGGAACACCGUGCACUGAUAUUCAUUUCAGCUCCAGUGGUUGUGAGAAAGACGGGUUCGUGACGGGGCUUUGAGGAGAGUUGCUGUCACGCAGCUGGUUUGUCUUCUGUUUUGGUUCAAAGGUUCAUGGGCGGAAGAAUGAGGAAGUAGCUGGUUAAUAUGAGCUGCAGGAGAGCUAGGAAGCAACUCAGAAUACGGUGGCAUGCACAGAAGAGCCACUGGCCACAGUGUACCUACUUCUCCUCUAUGUUUUCAGGAGAAAAAGAGUCGACAUUUGAGGGUUUUAGCUUCUUUGUUGCACGCAAGCUCAGGCAGCAAAGCAGUUAAUGUGCUCGCCUGCAGCUGAUCACAUGCUGCUGGUCAUAACGGUAGCAUACAAGCCUCCAUAACAGCGCAUAACUAGUUUACAUGCAAUACUGUUUCAAAGAAGCUGCAAUAUCUAUAUUUAAUCUGAUAUAAUGAAUCAUUUCGCACCUUUUGGUAAAACUGUCAUUUCAAUUCCAACCUGGAAAUGUCUUGACCAGAGACUGAAGCUUGUGUGAAUUUGUGAACAUUACUAAAAAACCAAACCACUGUCAUAAGUCACUGAGACCCAUUGUGUGGACUUUCAGUGCACUGUCAUGACAACCAACAGCCUCAGUUCCCGAAAAUAGUCAAGUUAUAGUCAUCAAGAUAAAUUAAAACAUAGUCACCUUGAAAAGUUCAAAUUUAAGAAUAACACCCACCUGUUCAGAUUAGUGACUUUUCCUCGAUCAAAAUAAAUCUAUUGGCCAACCAGCUAUUUCCACUGCUACACUAUGUUGACCUGGAUAUGAUCUUAAAAGAAAAAUGACUAAUUCGCGUGUUUGCAAUGACUUUUUUUCAGGCUAUGAGUUCCUCUGAGCAUGGAGCAGUUUCAGAUGAAACAAUGCUUGAGAAAGGUAAACUUCACAACCUGUCCACCCUUUCAGCUGUUUCACAUAUCAACGAGUGAAAAACUGAAGUUAAAAUGUUUAAAAACCAUAUCAAAAAUACCUCAAUGAGCACUAACUAAGAGUUCAGCAUUAACAUUUGAAAACAGGUUAAGUCUGGGCAUCUAAAACCAAAUCGAUCAGCUUUCAAAGUGUAUUUCAAGUAUAAAGCUUUAAACAUAUUGAAAUCCAGUCUAUGCAAAUACAUACUAUUACACAUUUUAUUUUUCAUACAAAUAUGAAAAAAACUGCAGUUUUUGGGCUCUGUGAUGUGAACAAAAAGGCUUAGAGACAUUGCCCUUGAUAGUAGCAAAACGACGAUUGCACUGUUACCUUGGUUGUGCAGCUUCGCUGUCAAAAAUAUAGAGACCUCCAAAUGCGAAACAAGUUGACUAACACCUGUUAGCAUGGGUGUAAGGGGUGCAAGAGGGUUGCAGGUGUAGAGCAGCAGACGUGCGUUCUGAUGGUUGUUUAAUCGAAACCCGUGCAGCUCAUUUGUUUACGUGGGUGGCUUUGAUGCAUGUGUUAUAUUCAUCUUAGCUGCAAAAUACAUGAUGCAAGUUAAAAAGUGAGGUCAAUAUGCUUGGGUAUGUGGGAAGAAUCUUGAGACUGAGGCAGAUUUACUGGUGAUAUAUGGUCUAAACGUAAACACAAAAUCAAUGUCUGGAAAUAGAGUGGGAAAAAAACUUGACUUUAAGUCAGAUUUUCAGCUAAUUUUCAUCUUUUCAACUGAAAUUCUGACUGGAGAAAAAACAAACCUAGUGCCCCUUAAAAGAUAUGCAGAAAGCUACGGCAUUAACAAAGAAAUUAUGGAUUGUUUGCAGAGCACAAGGAUGUCCAGGACCUCAAGGAAGAAAUGGACGACUUUGCUAUUUGCAAGCCACCUGAAGGACUCAGAGGGGCGUCUCCUGGAGUCACAGAGGCGAGUAAACGGUCCUCUGCAGAGAUGGGUCCAAACACAACCCAGUCUACCAGCAGUAAGAGAGUCAGAGUCUCAUGUGAGGUAAGUUUAAUGCUUUAGCAUGAAACAGGGUCAGCUAUGGUAUGUGUCUAAGGUGUGUCUUACUGUGUAUGUAUUUUUCAUAUUUUGUUUACUCUGUUCAGAUGAGGCGGCACUUGAUGGAUGAGAGCAGCCGGCAUGAACCUCUUUGCCUCACCACAACUGGAGAGAAGAGGGAGCGGGUUCAGCAGAAAUCCAGAGCGUCCUACAGGAAGCCUCUCUUCAGCAUCUCUCACAGGAUCUCAGAGAAGAGGAACACACCAAGCCUGGAGCAGCAGGCUACUCAUGGUGCGGGGAGUCCGCUCAACUACAGCAUCCUCUCGUCCAAGCUCCAAAGUUCGGAGGAAAAUGGCCCAGUGGAAACCUUUGCUACAGCAGAAACUUUAAGCCAAGCUUCCCCUGCAGACUCCACCCUAUAUCCCCUGAUUGAGAAAAUGUUUCUCAUUCUUAAUACCCUCAAUUCAAGCAUGACACAACUGCAUAGCAAAGUGGAUUUGUUAACCCUGGAAGUCAUGCGAAUAAAGAAGCAGAUCAAACCAGCUGAGAUGGUGACAGAGUUCCAGCCUCCACCUGAAUAUCUCUUAACUAGUGAAGAAUUGAAUCAGCUGAUGGAGCAGACAUCCAGCGCUGGAGAACUUGGGUGUCGGCUGCUGGUGCAUCUCUUUCCAGAGCUGUUUAAAGCCAGGGAAUGCUCCCAUGAAUGCAUGGCAAGCAAGAGGACGCUGGAGUCUCUGCAUCUGCAGCUGAUUCGUAACUAUGUAGAGGUGUGCUACCCUUCUGUUAAAAACAACAGCGUCUGGCAGGAAGAGUGCCUCCUCCAGAUUAAUGACUUGUUUAAUCGCUUCUGGGCUCAGAGGGACAUGGAGAGUGCUCGCCUGCUCAGGAAGCAGACAAUCACAGGUUCUGGGAUAAAGAGCGAGCAUCCUCAAACCUACCGCUUCAUUAAUGAGCAGGGUCAGGAGGAGCAUCUCUCUGUAGAUAACCAGCAGAGCAGCCUGGCUGUGUCCGACCUCGCCUUUGAUACACAAGCCACAGAGGAGCUGGAUGAGUUUUCCUCCCCCGAGGACUUUGUUAUUUUUCUUGUGCACCGUCUUUUCCCUGAGGUUUUUGAAGAGGGGAAAUUGCCAGAAGGCUUCAGCAGUUUCAGUAGUGUGGGGCAGCUUAUUCUGGACUCUGACAAGAUGGAAAUAAUAAGGAAGUAUAUGGAAGCUAAUUUUCCUGAUGUGCCUGAGGACAGCUGGCUGCAGGUGUGCAUUCAGCAUAUGGAGGAUGCACUCGAGGGUCCUCUCAGUAAUGGCAAUGGAAGCGAGCCUGAUAAUAUCAAUGAUGAGAGCUACGACCUGGCCAGCCUCCCUGAAGAUGUUUCCAUUAUUAAAGUCCCAGAGGUGGGUGACUAUGAAAGGCCCGGUCGCAAGUCCAAAAAGUCGCUCCUCACACCAGUGGAUUUUGACAAUCUUGAGAUUCCUCUUCCUGACUUCACUGUUCCCCAGGAGUACCUCUUAUCCAGGGAGCAGCUGAAGAACAACUAUGAAUGUAGCCUGUCUAUUGGGAACUUUGCCUCUCGGCUGCUGGUGCUCAUGUUCCCAGAGCUCUUCACCCACGAGAACACACGGAAGCAGUACAACUGCAGCGGUUCUCUUGGCAAAAAGCAGCUCGACCCCAUUCGUGUGAAUCUGAUCCGUCAUUAUGUGCAGUUAGUUUACCCUCGGGCCAAGAACGACAGAGUGUGGAUGUUGGAAUUUGUGGGUAAGCUUGAUGAGAGGUGCAGGAGGCGUGACACAGAGCAGAGGAGAUCCUACCUGCAGCAGCGUAAAGCAUACGGUCAGGAGUCAGAGCAGGACUUUCUGUGCCAGCUUAACCCAGAAAGCAUGAGGGAGGAUCCAGAUAUCCCCUCUUUACCCCCAGAGAAAAGUAGCAAAGACUUUUGUAAAAUCCCCCUGGAUGAACUGACUGUAUCCAAACCUGACUUCCCUGUACCUCCUGUGUACCUGCUCUCAGACGCUGAGGUACGAGAAAUCGUCCAGCAGAGUCUUUCUGUUGGGAACUUUGCCGCCCGUCUGUUGGUGCGCCUCUUCCCCGAACUCUUCACCCAGGAGAACCUGAGGCUGCAGUACAACCAUUCAGGAGCCUGCAACAAGAAGCAGCUGGACCCUGUUCGCCUGAGAUUGAUCCGUCACUAUGUGGAAGCAGUGUAUCCUGUGGAAAAGAUGGAGGAGGUGUGGCACUAUGAGUGUGUGCCGAGCAUCGACGAACGCUGUCGACGACCCAAUCGCAAGAAGUGUGACAUUCUUAAGAAGGCCAAGAGGUCGAGCACUGUGUCAUAGUUCAGUCCUUUUCAUUUAGGCAACACUUUUUGUCCUAAAACUAAUUGCACAGUAAAUAAGCUGACAUGCAUUGUUGAACUUUUACAAACUGUCCUCUGUAGGAUGACGCCAAGCUGUUAAAAGAGUUUCUGUUCUUAGUGAUACUUUACUUUUGGACUACACCAGUAGAUGUUGUAGCUUAUGUAGUAUUAUUAUUGUCAGUUAGGGUUCAAACUGCUUCUAUUUAUAAGCCAAACUGUCAUAGCUUAUCUAACAAACUUUGUUGGUAAAUGUUGUAGCCUUAAAAACAAUAUUAAUGAUAGUAGCUCAUAGCAUAGAUCACACACUUGCUCUAUGGAUAGAAAUGAAUCACAAUGAUGUGAUAUCCUUCCUUUGCAGUUACUGAUGUAGCAUUGUGCCACCACUGUUUUAAUAAUACUGUGCUUAUGUUAAGCCUUCUUAUAGAAGUUUAUAUUAUAAAGACAAUUUAACAUGACAAUGGUUCAUGAUAGCCUAUUUCUAAUAAAAUCACAAUUAUAAAUAUAA